Ceraceosorus bombacis is the source of this 1782-nucleotide messenger RNA. The record is from the annotation of a GenBank genome assembly. Lineage: Eukaryota; Fungi; Basidiomycota; Exobasidiomycetes; Ceraceosorales; Ceraceosoraceae.
GGAAGAAGAGACUUGACCGGAGUGGGAUCCCGCGCGAGCUGACCACCCCGACGUGCUCUUUAAGGCUUUUGUGAGCCCGUGCCGUGCGCGUCGUUGAUCCUCCCUUCUCCGCGCGCUGCUGGCCCGCUUGCAGAUGGGGAAGCACACUGUUAAAGUGCAGAUCUCCGCCCCGCCCCGCCACACCCGUUGCUAUCUGUAUCUUGAUCGUUGACUGCGUUGGUGCGUGAUGCGAUGCGCCCGCUUAGCAGCACAGCAUGCACCGCUCGUCGCUGCAUGGCCUCCUCUUCUGCAUGCCGAGCAACUCGCGACUGUCUCUUUGCUGGCAUGGCCUCAUGCAGCUGAUGCAGGCAAACGCCUUAUUUCAUCCAUCCCGCAGCCAGUGCAGCGCGAGGUUGACUUUGCUCGACCGCACGGUGAAAGUUUUGGGCGCUCCUCAAUUAAAGCAGGGGCGGGUGCACGAAGCGGCAAUCUCCACGAGGUCAGGAAGGAUGUGUGCCUCCUCUUUCUGCAUUCGUGAUUGUGUCGCAAUGCGCAGCAGAUAGGUUCCGUUCGCGAGCCAGCUACUCGUGACUGUUGUGUGUCAGUCAGCUCGCCUCGCAAAAUAAGGGGCGACCCGCUGCCAUGACUAUUGCUCGGCAGGGUUCACUAAUGUGGGGCAGGCGAGUUGACAGCACGGACCUGUUCAGCUUUCCCUGAUGGGAGUAGUGACGCGCACAACGCGACGUACGCGACGACAAGGGCAAAGCGCUUGCUCUUGCUAGUCGGCGCAACCGCCGAACCUAUUCGGCAAGAGUUUGUCAAACGUGCCUGCUGAUUGUGCUGUUCUGGCCGCGGCGAGGGGUGUGCGCUAGGAACACCCUAGCGCGGAUCCGCUAGCAUUAUAGCUGCACUUGCGCCUUUUGACCUCCUCGCGGCUGCAGCAGCUCUCGUGUCGUGUCCAAGGUGUUUCGCUAUUUUGCGCACUGAUGCCACACGCACUGUCGCAGCUAGCAGCUAGGAACUGCAUGAAGAAAUCCAAGUCACAUUCGAGAAAGAGCAGUACAGUACCCAUGCAACCAGCGCUUGAACGAGACGGAAGGUUCGGACCGAGUGUGACUUGCCGGUCAUCCGCGCGAUGUUGAUUGCAAUCGCCGAGUCACGAGUGUGGCAUCCUGUGCGCUGCUCUGGAUGCGGGCAAGAGCACCGGCGCGCGGCGGCAAGAACUCGUCGUAUUUUCCUUAUUGUUACCCCACAUUGAGAAGCCGCUGGAGCCCGCCCCUUGCGGUCGGCGACGCGCUGCGAAAUUAUAGCUCUCGCUGCGCGGGUCAUCAGGGUUAGGGUUAGGGUUAGGACCUUUCAUGCCUUCUCGACCGCGCGAUGCCCUCUUCUCCCAGCACGAGGCGAGGCGCGUUCCAGAGGCGGGCAUCGCGUAAAAGUUUGCAAACGCCAUUCGCGCUGCCGCCGUCGUGUCAUGCAUUCAGCAUCCCCCGCACAUUGAGCUUCUACGCGUGGUGGUAGUCUCACUCGCGACUGCCAUGAUAUGAUGAGUGAGUGAUCACGCCGGCGCACCACAAGUAGUCGUGUCAUCGAGCACAGUCACGCGCGUAUGCAUGGGUACCGGCCGGCCGGCCUUUGCGCCGAUCCAGCCGCGGGACGCACGGAAUGUGUGGCAUUCGCAUCAGCUGCCGUUCGCUCCCACCUCGAGCAUCGCUACAGGGACAGUCGCGCGAGUUGCUCCUCGCCAAGAGCGUCACUCGGCAAGCCUGCUGUGAACACCGCAACGGGCGAUACAUUGACGCCAAG